ACGCGCGUAAAAUCUGGGAGAAAUUGAAACAUCCGCCCCCGUACUCAUCGUUGCCAUCGUUUGGGAAGCAAGAAAAAAAUAGGAAGAGUUUUGGAGAGAGAGACAGAAGAAAGGGAGAAUCUUGCUGUCUUUGUGCAACCCGUCUGAAACAAUAACAAAAGUGUUUUGGGUGAGCAGAGAGGCAGCUGGAUUUUUUUUGAUCCAACAACCUCUCUCUCUCUCUCUUUCCCUCUCUUUCUGAUCACCUGCCUUUCCAAACUCCAGUUCACAUUCACAUGCAUGUAUUGUCUUUAGAAUCACAAACCCAGGACGCAAAUUUUGGAUUUCGUGAGAAGAUUUUUGUGGGUUUCGUUUGAUAUAUGCAAUGGAUUGUGAGGAGGAGAAAGUGGGGUUGUGAUAAUACAGAGCUCUGUUGUGGUUUGGAAACUGGAACAGAAAUCCUAAUCUGGGUUCUGAGUUGUUCUUCUUCCUGGUGACAGUAUGGACCCGAAUGAUAAACCCAAGAGGUUCUACAAAGUUUGGAAGGGAAACAAUAAUUUUUUUUGCCGUGGGAGAUUGAUCUUCGGUCCUGACGUGGCAUCUCUGUUUCUGUCCACACUCCUUAUUGGUGGUCCUGCAAUUGUUUUUUGUAUAAGGAUUUAUCUUAAUGCAAAGAAAACUGGUCAAUAUCUUUGGUAUCCUGUGUUGAUUGUGGGCUCAAUCCUCACUGUUUUGGAUUUAAUAUUUCUCUUCUUCACCUCUGGUAGAGAUCCUGGAAUAGUCCCUAGAAAUUCAAGGCCUCCGGAAUCGGAUGAAGCAUUUGAUUCAACUACACCAUCUAUGGAGUGGGUUAAUGAUAGAACCCCUCACUUGAAACUACCCCGAACAAAAGAUGUGAUUGUGAAUGGUCAUACCAUAAAAGUGAAGUACUGUGACACUUGUUUGCUCUAUCGCCCACCUCGUACUUCUCAUUGUUCCAUCUGCAACAAUUGUGUCCAGAGAUUUGAUCAUCACUGUCCCUGGGUUGGUCAGUGCAUUGGACUACGUAACUAUCGGUUCUUCUUCUUGUUCAUCUUGACAUCAACCGUCUUGUGUAUACACGUGUUUGUGUUUUCUUUGAUCAGCAUUCUUAAAAUUCAUAAAAAGAAAGGCAGUGUUUGGAAGGCUAUGCAAUACGAUAUCCCAUCAGAUUUUCUCACAGUGUAUUGCUUCAUAGCUGUCUGGUUCGUUGGUGGUCUUACUGUUUUCCAUUUCUAUUUGAUCUGCACAAACCAGACAACUUACGAGAACUUUCGUUACCGAUAUGAUAAGAAUGAGAACCCAUAUAACAAGGGAAUGAUGAGUAACCUUAGAGAAACUUUUUUCUCUAGGAUCCCCCCUUCAAUGCAUAAAUUCCGAUCAUUUGUGGAGGUGGACGAACAGAUGGUGGCACCUGUGACUCCAAAUCUUGGGGAACCUAUUAUUAGCCCAAAGGAGAAAAUUGACAUUGAAAUGGGAACUAAGCGUGCAGAGGGCAGUGGUUUCAAACUUCCAGGAAUUUUGCAAAAUUUGGACUACGAUGAUUUCGAAGAUAAUAUGAAGAGUAUGGAGGAAGAAGCAAGACCUUCUUUUGAUCCAGUCCUGCCUGUUGAGCAAGGAUCAAAACAAUCUGUAGAAAGCUUCACUGGUGGAGAUGGAGUGAGAAUGUUUAGCCAAAGAUCCUCUACUGGUGAUGGAGCUGGAGAGUCUGAUCAAACCUCCACAACUACCGAUGGAACUAAAGCAUUUGAGGGAAUCGAUGAUGGAAAUAACCUGCAUCAAACCACAGCACCAGUUUUUCAAGCAUAAAGGCCAGGGUUAUUUGUGCUGGGGUUGCCGUAGUUGGUUGCUUGAGAAGGCUGUGAGUUCCCAAAUAUACAUACAAGUUGAAUACAUGCUGAGGGAGGUUAUCUGUGCUGGAAAAGAGGGGAGGUUGGCAUAGGCUUUUUCAUCUCUUCAUUAUAAUGUUCACACCAAGUUUGUUAUAAGCUGUAAAUGUCACGCUAUUCCAAAUAAUGGUCUCUAGAUUGUGUUGUAGGUUUUCAUUAUCCUUUUGUGUUCUUCUUUUCCACUCUCUAAAUCACUCUUAUAUAUGAAAGGGUUUUCUUGUAUUUACUUCGAGUUGAUAUAUCUAUCCGAACCGAUUGUCAUUUCUGAUGAACUGGACUGACUUGUAUCUAUAUAUAACGUGCAAUAUUAUUUUUAUUCAAGGAUCUUCGUGUA
Alnus glutinosa is the source of this 2220-nucleotide messenger RNA. Its product is annotated as probable protein S-acyltransferase 4. The transcript has 6 exons. Gene Ontology annotation, biological process: peptidyl-L-cysteine S-palmitoylation; protein targeting to membrane. Gene Ontology annotation, molecular function: protein-cysteine S-palmitoyltransferase activity. Gene Ontology annotation, cellular component: endoplasmic reticulum; Golgi apparatus. The record is from RefSeq and is a predicted model, not a curated record. The coding region runs from base 481 to 1806 and encodes 441 amino acids. Lineage: Eukaryota; Viridiplantae; Streptophyta; Magnoliopsida; Fagales; Betulaceae.